Quercus robur (English oak) is the source of this 999-nucleotide messenger RNA. RefSeq lists its product as uncharacterized. The transcript has 2 exons. The coding region runs from base 34 to 864 and encodes 276 amino acids. NCBI's taxonomy places the organism in Eukaryota, Viridiplantae, Streptophyta, Magnoliopsida, Fagales, Fagaceae. The record is from RefSeq and is a predicted model, not a curated record. Gene Ontology annotation, molecular function: RNA-DNA hybrid ribonuclease activity; nucleic acid binding.
UUUCUCUUUCUUCCUUUUUGUUGUAUUUGAACAAUGUCAGUACCAUGGAUAUCGGGUAUGCAGGGGAGUAGUGUGAAGGAAAUUUCCAGUCAUGCUUUCUUGGAAAAAAAGGAUGUAGCACUCCUGGCCUUCACGGGUUGGGCUGUGUGGAACCGAAGAAAUCAGCUACACUUUAAGGAGAGUGCAUGCCCAAUAGAUCAGAUUCUACUGCUGGCAAAGGAAAGGAAAAGGGAGUUCCAAAGUUUUCAUUCAGCAACUCUGAAGAUGCAGCACCGAAAACACACCAGAUGGAAGCCACCAAAUAGGGAUUUUUACAAGGUUAACUAUGAUGGAGCGGUUUUUGCGGAGCAAGGAAGAGCAGGGAUAGGUGUCAUCAUUCGGAAUUCAGAUGGGGAAGUCAUGGCAUCAAUGUCUCAGCAAGUUCAGCUCCCAACAACAGUUACGCAGGUUGAAGCAAUGGCAGCGAGGAAAGCGGCAGAGUUCGCCCUUGAAAUUGGUUUUAAUAAAGCUGUCUUGGAAGGCGACUCGGAGAUCGUUUACAAGGAUCUCAAGAAUAAUGGUCCCUCAGUGGCCUUACAUGGUCGCUUGAUACAGGAUGUUAAAGCAUUGUUUCCUUUGUUUUCUAGCAUCUGUUUUAGCCAUGUAGGUCGGGCAGGAAAUAAAGCCGCCCACUCAUUAGCUAGAAGGGCAAUUCUUUCACAAAAUUUAAAUGUCUGGAUGGAAGAUGUACCACUAGACAUCCUUGAGUUUAGGCUGAUUUCAGCCUUCCUUGAUUUUUUAAUACAAGUGCAAUUUUCAUUCUCAAAAAAAAGAAAGAAAAACAAUGGCAGUACCAAACACCUUGAUUGUAACAAGAUGCAAUAGUUUUGGCAUGGGGUAUGUAACAAACUCUGCUAUCCUCCCAGUCUUGAUUGGGAAGUUUGAUCAUCAGUGAUUCUUUGAACAAUAACUCCAUUGUCAUGGUGCACGAGGAUCUGGAGCAAAAAUUCACGUUUUCCA